CAUAGUCUAUGCUGAAAACCUCUAAGUCAUCAUCUCUGGUGAGAACUGAACUUCAACCUAGAUUUCUUACUGCCCAUAGGACAUUUCCACUUGGAUACCCUGUUGUUUCAAGAGCUGCCCUCUCAAGUUUUCAGUUCCUCAUUCUUUCCAUCAACUUCACUACCUUUCUUAUUCCCAUUGUCACCACUGAAGGCCAGACUCACAUCGCUUCAAAGUCAGGUGACUAGGUGUCCUCCUAUUUGGUCUCCCAGUCUCCAAUCUCAAUCCCUUUCAAAUUUUUCCAACCAACUCCUACUCCAACUCCUACCUACUCUAUGGGUACCCAGUAGGCAUCCCAUAGAAGUAAUUAAAUACUGUGAAGGCCACAUCCAUCAAUUCAGUGUACGUCUGGAUGAGUAAUUCAGAAAUAUGCCAUCUUCCAUAGCUUCCAUAGCCCACUGGGCUUCUAAUUUUUAUCAUCACCUCACCUCCAUGAGAAGAAGGUAGGUCGGAGAACAUCAUUUCAUUCUACAGAUGAUUUCACCAAGAUCCUGAGAUUGUGAGUCCUUAAGAUGAUGGCAGAAAGAAAUGAGCUUCCUCCCGUCACAUGGUGAUGCAGGCGAUCUGGGGACCGCACCCUGAGAGGCAGUAAGAACCCGUUGACUUCACAAAAGGCUUCCGGCAGGCUACCCCCACCAACGCCCAGGCUCCGGGCGGACCCACCCCUGCCGCCGUCCGCCUGGCCCACCCUCUAGGCUCGGGUCGGCUGCGGGUGGAUUUCAGUCGGAUGUAGACCCGGGCACAGAGGUACCACGACCAGCCACUACCCGGCUUCCACUUUUGCCAGCCACAGACACGGGGACGACUCGCGACUUCGGUGUCCAGCAGCCUGUAACGCGACCGCCCAUUGGCUCAACUUAGUACCGCUUGGCCGUGGAGCUUCCAAAGGCUUUAAGGAUUGGCUGGAGCUCCAAGCGCCGCGGCCAGUUGGCGGGUAGGAUCGCGUUCUAAGGGGCGGGAUCCGCCUGGGCCCCACCUCCCUCUGCUGCCACUGUCCUCUGCUGUCGCCUCCGCUGCGCAUCAGGUUCCGUCAGCUGGACGCGCGGAGGUCCCUCGGGGCGUCUCUCUUUAUCACCUCCACCGGGUGGGUUUGUCCGGUCUGCGAGGCAUUGAAAGGGAGAAGGGGUUUGAGGUCAGUUCUGGAUUUGGGGAUUUUUCAGGAAUUUCGGGUUUGCCUAACAUUUUUAGAAGAAAAAUCCAACGACUUAUCUUCAUCAGUUUCAUCAAAGCCUUUAACAUCAAGAAAAGUGCGAGGCCCCCGCCCCCACUCCGAGCUCAGUCUCUCAAAAAUUGAAUUUGGGGCAGGAGGGGCGCGCUGGAGCGCGGCUGUCCUCGGAGCCUGCGGCCGCGGCGACCGCUCCAAGCUUCGCAGACGCUCGGAGAUCAUGGAGGAUGCGACUAGGGCCUUGGGGAAAGGAACCCUCCCCCCGGGGCCGGUCCCAGAGGGCCUGAUCCGCGUCUACAGCAUGAGGUUCUGCCCCUACGCGCACAGGACGCGCCUUGUCCUCCGGGCCAAAGGCAUCAGACAUGAAGUUAUCAACAUUAACCUGAGAAACAAGCCUGAGUGGUACUAUACAAAGCACCCUUUUGGCCAAAUUCCUGUCCUGGAGAACAGUAAAUGUCAGUUGAUCUACGAAUCUGUCAUUGCUUGUGAAUACCUGGAUGAUGCUUAUCCUGGAAGAAAGCUGUAUCCAUAUGACCCUUAUGAGCGGGCUCGCCAAAAGAUGUUACUGGAGUUAUUCUAUAAGGUCCCACAUUUGACCAAGGAGUGCCUGGUAGCAUUGAGAUGUGGGAGAAAAUGCACUGAUCUGAAGCUAGCCCUGCGUCAGGAAUUCUGCAACCUUGAAGAGAUUCUUGGCUAUCAGAACACCAUCUUCUUUGGUGGAGACUGUAUUUCCAUGAUUGAUUAUCUCUUUUGGCCCUGGUUUGAGCGGCUGGAUGUAUAUGGAAUCGCCGACUGUUUGAACCACACACCAGCACUUCGGCUCUGGACAGCGGCCAUGAAGCAGGACCCCACAGUGUGUGCUCUUCUCAUAGAUAAGAACAUUUUCUUGGGCUUCUUGAAUCUUUAUUUUCAGAACAACCCUGAUGCCUUUGACUAUGGGCUAACUUGCUGAGCCUCAGUCCACUCCUUCACCAUCCAGAAUUCCCAAGCAUGUCGUGACUCUGCAUCAGGAAUUGUUUUGGUGGGUCUGACAAUCUCUGUUCGUUUUCUUUGCGGUUCCCAAUAAACGUGGAGACAGAAAAUGUAUUCUUUCUGAUAA
Messenger RNA from Zalophus californianus (California sea lion), 2303 nucleotides. RefSeq names its product glutathione S-transferase omega 2 (gene GSTO2). The transcript has 7 exons. The coding region runs from base 1425 to 2156 and encodes 243 amino acids. Gene Ontology annotation, biological process: glutathione metabolic process; L-ascorbic acid metabolic process. The record is from RefSeq and is a predicted model, not a curated record. Gene Ontology annotation, molecular function: glutathione dehydrogenase (ascorbate) activity; glutathione transferase activity. Gene Ontology annotation, cellular component: cytoplasm. Lineage: Eukaryota; Metazoa; Chordata; Mammalia; Carnivora; Otariidae.